AUGAUGAACAUUAACAAAUAUGCUUCCACUACUCGUUUUAUAACCCGCUUUCUUCACAAAAGAAAUUUUCAUGCAUUGCCCAUUUCAAACCAAUUUGUCAUUAAGCCCGAAAUAAAAGCAGCAAUUCAAAACCAAGGACCUGUAGUUGCACUUGAGUCUACUAUCAUCAGUCAUGGUAUGCCAUAUCCUCAAAAUGUUGAAACAGCUAAAACAGUAGAAACCAUCAUUCGAAAUCAGGGAGCUAUUCCUGCAACCAUUGCUUUGUUAGAUGGUCGAAUUCAUAUUGGACUCACUGAUCAAGAACUUGAAUAUCUCGGAAAAAUAGGUCGAAAAGCACAAAAGACGUCAAGACGUGAUUUAGCCAUGGUUCUUUCUCAAAAAAAGACGGGUGCAACAACAGUAGCAAGUACCAUGUUCUUGGCAAGAGCUGCUGGUAUACCUAUCUUUGUUACAGGUGGUAUUGGUGGCGUACAUAGAGGAGCAGAACAAACUUUUGACAUUAGUGCAGAUUUAAUUGAAUUAGGCAAGACACCUGUAGCUGUGAUUUGUGGAGGCGUUAAAAGUAUAUUGGAUAUACAAAAGACAUUAGAGUAUCUUGAGACUCAAGGAGUUACGGUAACGACCUUGGAUAAACAAAGUAAGCGAUUUCCUAGUUUUUAUACACCUGAUAGUGGAAUUGAUAGCCCUUAUUAUCUGGAGAAUACAUUAGAUGCAGCUAAAUCCAUUUUGGCCAAUCAUCAAUUGGGAUUAAAUAGUGGUAUGGUAUUUGCUGUCCCUAUUCCAAAGGAAGCAGCCGCUGAUGCAGCAUCUAUCCAAACUGCAAUCGAGCAUGCAAUUUCCGAAGCAAGAGCAAAUAAUAUAACUGGAAAGGAGGAAACACCAUUCUUAUUAAAACGUAUUGCUGAAUUGACACAAGGAGAAUCCCUUGUAGCAAAUAUUGAACUUGUCAAAAAUAAUGCAAGAAUUGGGGGUCAAAUUGCUGUACAUUUAUCUCAACUAAAAAAAUAG
Molecule: messenger RNA, 1008 nt
Organism: Cokeromyces recurvatus
Lineage: Eukaryota; Fungi; Mucoromycota; Mucoromycetes; Mucorales; Mucoraceae
Product: Indigoidine synthase A family protein
Exons: 8
Coding region: 1-1008 (335 amino acids)
Molecular function (GO): pseudouridylate synthase activity
Source: RefSeq, a predicted model, not a curated record